AUGAUGCGAGUAAUUGCAGACCGAUUCAUCUCAAGCGAAGACAUGGCUUGGUUUGAAAAGAAUCUGCUGCGCGCGGUUCGCGAGGAGAUGGGCCCAGAGUACACCUCCUAUUUGGAUAAGGAAAUGUAUUUUGUCGACUUUCUCCGAGAUGCCCCGGAAGCGACUGGAGAUGAAGCUGAGGACUUUGACUUUGCUGCACCGAAGAUUUACGAACCGGCAAGUCUUUGCUCUAAUAUAUAUUUAUUUGGUAGCAAGUCAACUGGAAUGCUCGGUGAAAAAUCUCGAAUCAGGCUAUCAGCGAGCAUAAACUUCCUUUAUAUGCAACCGAUUAUUCAAAGUCUAUGCGUCUUAAAUGACAAAAAUGUGUAG
Protopolystoma xenopodis is the source of this 369-nucleotide messenger RNA. NCBI's taxonomy places the organism in Eukaryota, Metazoa, Platyhelminthes, Monogenea, Polystomatidea, Polystomatidae. The record is from the annotation of a GenBank genome assembly.